CUUGUCAGUCUAAACCUCUCUCUAUCUACCUGCAACCGAUGCGCAAUAUGCGACGUAGGAAGCAAUACUAGUAGUGUGGGAUCUUUGGGUGAGGUUGACCGUCUGCCCCAUUUUCGGUUCCUCCUCUCUGUUGCCUAACUAAGUCGUUGGUCUUGCUGUUGUAACCAUUUCCUGACAGACCAUCCAAUUUUUUUUUGCUCCCAUGCUCCCAUGAACCAACCUCCAGAAAGGACACCACAUCAGAUUCUCUUCUCAUAGUUGGGGACAGCAAUAGACUCCACUCUAAGCCAUUGUUUUGACCACUGGAGCUGCUUUGGUUUCACAAUUUGCCAAAACUAGCCAGCGCGGUACCAAGUCCAAGCUCCCGCCAAGGUACUAGUAUCGGUAUAUCCGUGGUCCGCGCAAUCAUCCCUCCGGUUCCAAGGCUAGCUAGCUAGAGAUGCAGAGGACAAACAGGAAAACGGGUGAAAGCCAGUCCCAAGGAGAACAAGCAUCACGGUCUGAGGGUGCAGCUAGCCCCGGCCAACAUGCUGCUGCUGCUGCCUUUGCUGCCACUGCUACCCGCGGAGAGGAGGAGCUGAUGAAUGAGUCGACCAAGAAAGCCUGGGAUACACCUCCUCUCAACUUUCCAGCACGCCUCAUGCAAGUGCUUCAGCUGGACGAACCACCCGAAGGGAUCUAUUGGCUGCCCGAUGGAAAACGGUUUGCUGUCAACACUGAAAAGAUCGAAGGGGUACUGGUUGCCUAUUUCCAGGGUGCGAAGUGGCUAUCCUUUACCCGCACAUUGAACAAAUGGGGAUUUCGUAAGGCAUUAGGAGUGGAUCUGCCUGCCAAGGUUGUAGCCUACUACAACCCGCACUUCCAAAAGAGCUCGCCCGAGUUGGUCACACAGAUUAUCAAUCAUAGCCGACCUUCGAACCGAAAACGAAAGGCAAACAGAGAAGAAGAGCAAGCAAAGAACAUCAUACCCCUUAUCAGCGGGGCAAGCAAAGAACGUGGCACUCCAAGAACCCGCACAGAACCUCCCGUGGAUGCUGCAGUUAGCCUGACGGCACAAGGCCCGACCGCCACCGCUAUUGCGUCAUUGGCAGCAGCUGAUACCACUGGUGCAGCACCCGCGGCGGCUCUGGGGCUCGGUGCCAAUGCCAGGGCAAACUUGCUGUCUUCGGUGCCUCCCUUUGCUGCGGCGCGAACUGACGAAGCGCUCCUAGUAUCGCGUCGUAGCUUGCUGGAGCAGAUGAUGAAUCCAACAAUGGGCAGCAGCUCUGGACUACAAGGGCAGUUUGGAGAUCUUUCGCUUCCUCUGCGACUUGCUCAGCGCCAGCAACAGCAAACCCAGGCAAACCUUCGGUCCGAGUUCUUGGCUCAGCAGCAACUCGCAGCCACCGCAGAUCUGGGUAAUCGAAGCACUCCAACAGUCGUGGAACAAAGGCUAAGGUUGCUUCAAUCCCAGCUGUCAUCUCAACAACAGCUACAGCAUCAACAGCUACAGCAGCGCGUGCAUCGACCUCAGAUGCUGGGACAGCUACAUCAUCAGCAACAGCGGCAGUUGCAACAUCAGGGAGCACCCAUGCACGUUGACGCCCUCACAAUAUCUAGACUGGAACAACUCCGACAGCAACAUCGCCUUGCGAGAUCCUAUGAAGAUCUUUUACGGGCACGUGGAUCACAUGAGGGCCCUCCUCCAGGACGUGGAGAGGGGAAACAUGAUGACAGUCAAAGCAAAAGCAACGACUGAACCAGCCAAGUAGGACUGUAGCUAGCUAACCAGUACCGGUAUAAGUCCAAUGGGGUCCUCUCUCGACUGAGUCAGUCAAUCCAAGUACAGUACGUAGACAGCAUUGAUUGGAGCUAUAUAGCUUCCAUCUUUAUUGAUUGCCCACUUGCUGGCUGGACCGUCCGACGGUUUUCACUCAGGAUUUAAAAAACUUGAAAUUGCCUCCACUGAUAACCGUUUUUAAACAAUCCCUUAAACAAUCCCUUAACUCAUCAACUAUCCCUUAAACAAUACCUUAAAUAAACAAUCCAUUAACAUC
Seminavis robusta is the source of this 2036-nucleotide messenger RNA. NCBI's taxonomy places the organism in Eukaryota, Bacillariophyta, Bacillariophyceae, Naviculales, Naviculaceae. The record is from the annotation of a GenBank genome assembly.